AUGGAUCUCCCUUUGGAUCCUCAGUUGACUGUCCCGGAUCUUCUGGUGGCAAAGGAGCUACUUGCACAGAAUGAUUGCGACAAUGAGCCCAGAAACAGCAAUGAUACUAUGAGAAAGCUGAAGGCCCUGAACGAUGCUAGCGAUCCAGAGUUUGAUCCUACAGUCUUUCAAUUCUGGGAAACAAACUACCUUCGACGAAAGCUGCCCCAUCCCAUUCGACAGUAUCUGUUGGAGCCAUAUGUUCGCUGGGCUCAGAAGGUCGCACGUUUUCCUACAGACGUUGUGAUGAUCACACAUCUCCUGCUCUACUUGACGACUUCAAUCCCAAGCGCGCUUUUUCUCUAUUAUUAUCACUUUACCUGGAUUCAUGGCCUUCUCCACUGGAUCGUGCAUGUAUGGUAUGCUGGCAGCUACACGCUCAUGAAGCAUCAAUAUGUCCACAUGAAAGGCGUGCUCUCUUCUCAAUACCAGUUGAUCGACACGCUCUUCCCGUAUCUCGUUGAUCCCUUCGUGGGCCACACCUGGAAUUCUUACCAUUACCAUCAUGUCAAGAUGCAUCAUGUUGAAGGCAAUGGCCUCCGAGAUCUCAAUUCAACAAUGUGGUAUGAUCGAGACUCGAUCGCUGAUUUUUCACGCUAUGUUGCGCGAUUUUUCUUCCUGGUAUGGUUAGAUCUCCCACUAUAUUUUCUCAGAAAGGGGCAAUACUCCACUGCAUUCAAGACUGCAUUCUGGGAUAUCGGCAACUACGCUGCCAUCGCCUUAUUGUUUCGAAAUGGCCAUGCCCAGGCCACGUUUUGUGUCUUCGUUUUGCCACUCGUGACGCUUCGCGCGGGAUUGAUGGCCGGCAACUGGGGUCAACACGCAUUUGUGGACCCGAGCGAUCCUUCGUCCGAUUUUCGAUCCAGUGUAACCCUGAUCGAUGUAGCGAGUAAUCGGUUCUGCUUCAACGACGGAUACCACACUUCUCACCAUCUCCAUCCGCGCCGCCAUUGGAGAGAGCACCCACUAGCACUGUUGCGCGAUCAAGAUCGCUAUGCGGACGAGCGGGCGCUAGUCUUUCGAAAUGUGGAUUACAUGAUGCUGACUGUGAAAUUGCUUCAGAAGGACUACCUGCACCUGGCCAGGUGCAUGGUCCCAAUUGGUUGGGAACAGAGAAAGAUGAGUCUGGAACAACGCGCAGAUAUGCUGCGGAGUCGGACCCGACGGUUGCCCGAUGCGUAUUUGAAAAGACACAAGUCCAAAAACCGAUGA
Molecule: messenger RNA, 1251 nt
Organism: Penicillium brevicompactum
Lineage: Eukaryota; Fungi; Ascomycota; Eurotiomycetes; Eurotiales; Aspergillaceae
Product: fatty acid desaturase
Exons: 2
Coding region: 1-1251 (416 amino acids)
Biological process (GO): lipid metabolic process
Source: RefSeq, a predicted model, not a curated record